AUGACAACAUUUAUAUAAGUCUCCAAGACAUUUUAAAUUAACGAUCCAGACUUUUUCGAUGUGGAUUAAUUUCUCGCUUGCUACGACAAGAAUAGUAAUGAAAAUUAAGCUGCUAAUUUCGAGAGAGAUUCAGUUUAAUCAAACUUAUCAGGGCAAGUUUCAAAAAUUACUAUCUAAGAAAACUUGAUCUCUCCUAAUGAUGAAAUUAUUGCAGAUCAAGAGCAAUGUAUAGGAAGCUUAAAUAAAUAAUCAAAAGAGCAAGAUUAUUCAUAGGAUCAUCAUCAAUUAAACUUUCAGCUAUUUGAAAGAGCAUGCUUUUGUGAUAAAUGUCUAUUAAAUCUUAUGGAGUAUUAAAACGAAGAAGUAUCUGGCAUUAUUGCUAGCUUAACAGAAUGCACUUAAGUAAAUAUGGAGUCAAAAGAAUCCUCUGCCAAUAUAUAUUAGAAAAAUAAAACUUACAUUUAAAAAAAUGCCGCUCUAGAUAUAUAAAGUGGAUCUUUGAACAAUUCUCAUAAGAAAACUCAGGAGAAAAGUAAAUAAUCAAAGAAGAAAGAAAAUUCAAAAAUAAAGAUAAAAUUUGUAUCAGAUAGCUAGCUAAAAAUACUCUAAAAUGAAUUUGAUAAAAAUAAUAAAUGGACAAAAACUAAGAUCUAAGAAUUAGCUGAGAUCACCGGUUUAUCUUAUAGCAAAGUUUACAAAUGGAAUUGGGACAGAAGAGAAGAAAAGGAAAGGAAUAUACUAACGAAUUACAAUAUACUUAAGUAUUCCAAAGGCGUGGUUUUCUAAACUCAAGCUGAAUCCCAAAGUUUAGCUAUUUUGUAAUCUCAAAAUUUAUUUAAAACAGAGAAAAUAGCUUCUCGCUUUUGA
Stylonychia lemnae is the source of this 867-nucleotide messenger RNA. Lineage: Eukaryota; Ciliophora; Spirotrichea; Sporadotrichida; Oxytrichidae. The record is from the annotation of a GenBank genome assembly.